Molecule: messenger RNA, 3415 nt
Organism: Diachasmimorpha longicaudata
Lineage: Eukaryota; Metazoa; Arthropoda; Insecta; Hymenoptera; Braconidae
Gene: Dis3
Product: exosome complex exonuclease RRP44
Exons: 6
Coding region: 370-3309 (979 amino acids)
Biological process (GO): rRNA catabolic process
Cellular component (GO): cytoplasmic exosome (RNase complex); nuclear exosome (RNase complex)
Molecular function (GO): 3'-5'-RNA exonuclease activity; RNA binding; endonuclease activity
Source: RefSeq, a predicted model, not a curated record
CCGGUAGUGAAAGGCGCUACCGUCGAAUAAAUAAUAAAUUUAAGUGGGAAUUAAACACAAUUCUUAUUUGAUUUUAUUUGAUGACUGCAAACCUUUAUAUUCGUGAUCUACAAACGACUUCCUACAAAACUAGUUGUAGUUUGAGUGAAAAAAUUACCUGCCCCCCGAGAACUGAGUUAAUAAAAUCUAGAGCACCCACUCUUCAGUUGGUAACGAAUCGACACGUUCUUAUCCACAUGGAGUUCCUAACCUCCAGAAAGACCUCACUGUAGUGUUUGCCCAGGUAGAAUGUACAUAAACGAAUGUAUUUACACGUGUGACUAGAGAUCAAAUAAUUAUUGAUCAAUUUUUGAGUGAAACAUUUACAAAAUGUUGACAACAAAGACGUUCUUCAGAAAAACCAAAAGUGGAAACAUCUUCAAGAUCUCGAGAGAUCACUACCUCAGGGAUGAUAUCUGGUGCGGUUCAGAGGCAUGUGACGUCUGCAAGCUCAAGCCUUCAGGAAAAAUCCUUGACGAGAAUAGCCCAGGGGCCAAGAGCACAUUAAUCGAAGGUGCAUACUACCUUUUGCUAGACACCAAUAUCAUUCUUGACCAGAUCCACAUCCUCGAGGAAGAAGUCCUGUGCAACGUGGUGAUCCUUCAGACAGUUCUGGAGGAAGUGAAGCACCGAAGUUCCAAUGUUUACAAAUGCCUCGCGGACAUAAUCACAAAUCCAAAUAGGAAAUUCUACGUUUUUGUUAAUGAACACCGCAGGGAGACCUACGUGGAGCGAGUCAAAGGGGAGAGUGCCAAUGAUAGAAACGAUAGAGCGAUCAGGGAGGCUACUAAGUGGUACAAUAACCAUCUGUUCCACCAGGAUACCUCGAAAAGGAUUAAGACGAUUUUGUUGACAGACGAUAAUGAUAAUAAGAUGAAAGCCCAGAAGGAGGGGCUUUUAGCUUACACGAUGGAAGAAUACGUUGGAUCACUGGAGAAUGCAGGACUGGGUUUGAUGGAUAAAUUAAGUAAACGUAAUUAUAUUGUGGAGGGUGGUAGAGGGGAGUCCCUGUUUCCCAGUCAUCUGACUCCAGCUGAGAUCCACGCAGGUAUCAGCAAUGGAAAGCUCCUCCAGGGAUCAUUCAGCGCGUCCAGGGAAAAUUUCUUGGAGGGAACUGUGAACGUUAAUGGGAUAGAUAAAUUUGUUUUGGUUCAAGGAAGAGUGGGAUUGAACAGAGCAGUGGAUGGGGAUAUUGUUGCUUUGGAACUACUCCCAGAGGAUCAGUGGACUGUACCCAGCGAUAUAGUCCUUGAGGACGAGGACGAUGAAGAUCCUGGAGAUGUACUGGAUGAGGAGAAGGAAUUUAUACAAAAGCCAACGAAGAAAGUUGAACCUACACCAACUGGCAAAAUUGUUGGCAUCAUUCGAAGAAAAUGGCGACAGUACUGUGGUAUAUUGCAGCCAAACGCAAUCAAGGAGAAUGUUCGACAUCUCUUUGUUCCCGCUGAGAGGAAAAUCCCGAAAGUAAGAAUUGAGACCCGUCAGGCGGAGAAUCUGUCCAAGCAGAGGAUCGUUGUAGCCAUUGACUCGUGGCCGAGAACUUCAAGGUAUCCACUGGGGCAUUUUGUGAGAGCUCUUGGCAACGUCGGUGAUAAAGAAACCGAGAAUGAGGUGCUUCUCCUGGAGCAUGAUGUGCCGCACUCUAGGUUCUCCGACGACGUUCUCAGUUUUCUUCCUAAACUGCCGUGGGUUAUUACAGAGUCGGAUGUCGCCCAAAGGGAAGAUUUACGUCACAUCGAUGUCUGCUCGGUCGAUCCCCCCGGCUGCACGGACAUUGACGAUGCUCUUCAUUGCCGAGAUUUGAAAAAUGGCAACCUUGAAGUGGCUGUUCAUAUAGCAGAUGUAUCGCACUUUAUUCGACCUGGUACUGCAUUGGACAAAGAAGCUGCAUCCAGAGCUACUACCGUUUAUCUCGUGGAUAAGAGAAUUGAUAUGGUGCCAGAAUUACUCAGUUCAAACUUAUGCUCCCUAAGAGGCAACGAGGAGAGAUUCGCAUUUUCCUGUCUCUGGGAGAUGGACCAUGACGCCAACAUCAUCAAUACUCGUUUCUGUAAAUCAAUAAUUCGUUCUCGUGCCGCAAUGACGUACGAAGAGGCUCAAUUGAAAAUCGAUGAUCCGAGCCAGGAUGACGCGAUAGCCAAGUCUCUCAGGGGUCUUAAUACUUUAGCUAAGAAGUUGAAGAGAAGACGAAUUGAAAAUGGGGCAUUGAUAUUAGCAUCGCCGGAGAUACGUUUUCAAGUGGACAAUGAGACACACGACCCGAUUGAUGUCGAGGCGAAAAAAAUGCGAGAAACGAACUCCAUGGUUGAGGAGUUUAUGUUGUUGGCUAAUAUUUCAGUGGCAAAAAAAAUUGUGGAGGAAUUCCCGGAGUGCGCAAUGCUUCGAAGACAUCCAGAGCCACCGCAAUCCAACUUCGAGCCCCUGGUGAAGGCUGGUAAACACCAGGGCUUCCAAAUAAAUACACUGUCGGGAAAGGAACUGGCGAAAUCACUUGAAUCAGCUUACAAAGAGGAUAAUCCUUACUUCAAUACGAUGCUAAAGAUCCUGGCAACUCGGUGCAUGAUGCAGGCUGUUUAUUUCAUCAGCGGAAUGGUUCAACCAGCUGAAUUCUUUCAUUAUGGCCUGGCCUGUCCCAUCUACACUCACUUCACAUCUCCCAUCCGGAGAUACGCCGACAUAAUUGUUCACCGACUCCUAGCUGUUUGCGUGGGUGCUGAUGCCACGUAUCCAGAGCUUCUCGAUAAGAAGAAGAGUCAUGCACUUUGUCAUAAUUUGAAUUACAGAAAUAGAAUGGCACAGUACGCUGGGAGAGCCUCGGUUGCUCUUAAUACUCACCUGUUUUUCAGAGAGCGGGUCGAGACGCAAGCUGGCUAUAUUCUGUUUGUCAGAAAGAAUGCACUGCAGAUACUCAUUCCCAAGUAUGGCUUGGAGGGAAUACUCUAUUUAAAUAAGAAAGGAGAACUUUCAACGGCUAAUUUUGUGUAUAAUGAUGAGGAGCACACGCAAACUUGUGGAGAUGUUGUGUUGAAAAGUUUUGAUCCUGUAGAGGUGCAGUUGAGUCUUGAUAGAUCUAAUGUGCAACAUGAAAAACUUGUGUUCAAAUUGGUUAAGCCCGAGAUACCAGGCUUCAGUGUUUCUUCAAAGAAAUCUGAGCCGGAGUCCAAUAACGUCGAUAUGGUAGACGUAACAAAGCGCAAAAUUUUAGAGUCCGAUGCGGACAGCCCAGAACCAAUCAAGAAGAAAGGACGAAAGAAAAAGAACAGAUAUUAAUUGUUAUUUUUUAUUAACAGUGAAAAUGUCUAUUUAUAACAUUGUCUAUCAUAUUGUGGGCACAUGCCCAACAACAACGGAAGAAUAAAGAAAAACGUUUCAUACA